Drosophila subobscura is the source of this 350-nucleotide messenger RNA. RefSeq lists its product as uncharacterized. Lineage: Eukaryota; Metazoa; Arthropoda; Insecta; Diptera; Drosophilidae. The coding region runs from base 72 to 335 and encodes 87 amino acids. The record is from RefSeq and is a predicted model, not a curated record. The transcript is spliced from 2 exons.
GGUGACGACGUUCAGCAACUUCAGUUCAGUGUCAGUCCUCAAACGAAUUCAUUCGCUAAAUUGGAACCAACAUGAACAGCAUCAACUACGCGGUGGAGUUCGACCAUGAUGAGAACAUACUGGAGCACUGUGGAACUGCGUCCCGUCUAUCGGAAUGCUUGGCCAGGCUCAUCUUAGAUGGUGAGGGCUCCCAGCCUCACCGGCAGAAACUUCUGCUCUACAAAGCGCAAGCUGAGUUUCUGGACUGCAAUUUCGACAUAGUCAAUUACUAUGCUGAGAAGGAGGAGUUAAUCUUCAAGAUCGCCUGUGAAAUCAAAGGAAUUGAAUGUGAUUAGUUGUUGAAAAAGGAG